UGCCACUUUUCGCUGCCCACGUCCCUGUCACCAGCACCUCCCGCCCAGCGCGCAGCAACCCGGCCCCAGCAUGACGGACCAAGCGCCCUUCGACACCAAUGUCAUCACCCUGACCCGCUUCGUCAUGGAGGAGGGCAGGAAGGCCCGAGGCACUGGCGAGAUGACCCAGCUCCUCAAUUCGCUCUGCACAGCUGUCAAAGCCAUCUCCACCGCGGUGCGCAAGGCGGGCAUCGCACACCUCUAUGGAAUCGCUGGCUCUACAAACGUAACUGGUGAUCAAGUUAAGAAACUGGAUGUCCUCUCCAAUGACCUGGUUAUUAACAUGCUAAAGUCCUCCUUUGCUACUUGUGUUCUAGUGUCAGAAGAAAAUAAAAACGCCAUCAUAGUAGAAGCUGACAAAAGGGGUAAAUACGUGGUCUGUUUUGAUCCCCUUGAUGGUUCUUCCAACAUUGAUUGUCUUGUGUCCAUUGGAAGCAUUUUUGGCAUCUACAGGAAGACUUCAACGGGUGAGCCAUCUGAGAAGGAUGCUCUUCAGCCAGGCCGGAAUCUGGUGGCAGCCGGGUAUGCCCUUUAUGGCAGUGCCACCAUGCUGGUACUGGCCAUGGAAUGUGGUGUCAACUGCUUCAUGCUCGACCCGGCCAUUGGAGAGUUCAUUUUGGUGGACAAGGAUGUGAAGAUCAAAAAGAAAGGGAACAUCUACAGUCUCAAUGAAGGCUACGCCAAGGACUUUGACCCUGCUGUCACGGAAUAUGUCCAGAGAAAGAAGUUCCCCCCGGGGAAUUCAUCCCCCUAUGGGGCCCGGUACGUGGGCUCCAUGGUGGCUGAUGUUCACCGCACACUGGUCUAUGGAGGCAUCUUUUUGUACCCUGCUAACAAGAAGAGCCCCAAAGGAAAGCUGAGACUUCUAUAUGAGUGUAACCCAAUGGCCUAUGUCAUGGAGAAGGCAGGAGGAUUGGCCACUACCGGGAAGGAAGCUCUAUUGGAUAUUGUUCCCACUGAUAUCCACCAGAGGGCGCCAGUCAUCUUGGGUUCCCCUGACGAUGUGGCCGAGUUCUUGGAGAUAUUUAAGAAACAUGCUGCCCAAUGAAGCGC
Molecule: messenger RNA, 1092 nt
Organism: Chrysochloris asiatica (Cape golden mole)
Lineage: Eukaryota; Metazoa; Chordata; Mammalia; Afrosoricida; Chrysochloridae
Gene: FBP1
Product: fructose-1,6-bisphosphatase 1
Exons: 7
Coding region: 71-1087 (338 amino acids)
Biological process (GO): fructose 6-phosphate metabolic process; gluconeogenesis; sucrose biosynthetic process
Cellular component (GO): cytoplasm; cytosol
Molecular function (GO): fructose 1,6-bisphosphate 1-phosphatase activity
Source: RefSeq, a predicted model, not a curated record